Messenger RNA from Electrophorus electricus (electric eel), 2361 nucleotides. It is a transcript of the gene smtnl2, whose product is annotated as smoothelin, like. The record is from RefSeq and is a predicted model, not a curated record. Gene Ontology annotation, molecular function: protein binding. NCBI's taxonomy places the organism in Eukaryota, Metazoa, Chordata, Actinopteri, Gymnotiformes, Gymnotidae.
AAAAGGAGACUAUUUCCAACAGCCCACAGCAGGCCAGGAGAGAAUGUGACUCCACCUCUCCCUCCUCUCACCCUCCCUCCCUUGGUCUCGGUUCCCUCCCCCAAGCCGAGGGCUGGGAGAUUAACCUGACUGUGAGGAGCUGCGCUUUAAAACAGUGCGGCGGCCAGAGAUCUCACACGCACUCAGCUGGCUGAGCAGGACACACACUGCACUAAGAAGACACAUCUGCAACACAGCAGAUCUCUCUGGAUCUCUGGGGAUCUCUGUGGCCCCGCUCAGGAUUUUAAGCCGUCUAGAGCCAGAGAGAAGUAGAGAGAGAGAUCGUAGGAGAAGCGCAGUCGAGCAAGGAGCCCAAGCCUACGGGUGAUUACGCGAGAGAGGAGAGCAGAGCGCAGAACCGGUAAACAUGGAUGCCGGCCCCUUGGCGGCGGUGGGCGAGGGCUCUCCAGAGGGUGAGACCGUGUGUGCCGCGCUGGCCCGCUACGAAGCCACGCUGCGGGACGCCGUGCGCGAGAUCCACGUGGACGUCAGCGCCUUCAAGCUGGGCGUGGAGCAGCGGCUGGAGGAGGCGCUGCACAUGAACGGCCCGCUGGGCCGGGCCGUGGCGCAGCUGCAGCAGGAGAACCGGCAGCUCCGCGGCCAGCUGGAGGCCCUCACUCGCCAGGUGGAGAUGCUCACAGGGACGGUGUGUGACAGGAGUGCCCUGCUGGGCCACGGAGGUGCAGCCGGGGCCCAGUCGCCCCCCUCGCCCAGCGGCGCGGCGGCCCCUGGCCCAGGCCCUGCCUCCAGCCCCUCCAUCGCGCGCUUCUCCAGCAGGGCGACCAUCUCCGUCAGCAGCAAGGCCAGCAGUAUUGAACGUGAGGAGCCUAUAGAGGUGGAUCUUGCACCAGCCCCCUCUGCAGUUGAGAAUGGACACGCAUCCAUAGAUGAAAACUCCACCCCGCCAGAGAGCUCUCCAGCCGCUGGGAUGAAACGGCAAAACUCUUCCCCGGUUUUCAUGGCGAUGCCACACCUCCCUAUCACUGCAACCACCAAAGUAGCAGACUCACUUGCCAUAAAGGGCCCUGAGUCACCAAGCAGCCCGAUGCAGACAAUACCUCCAGCUGGGACAGACAGCCAGCCAGACAGCCAGCCAGACAGCCCGACAGCCACCAGUGGCAACCAGCCACAGCUUGAAUCUACUAUACAUGCAGUGUCCUCUGUGAAAUCAUGGACUCCAAGUCCUGUGAGAACAAUGGGCUCCCCUCGGCUGACUGACACCAUGGCAUCUUCUGCACCACCCAAAGCUGUGGCAUAUUCGGGUUACUCAGGUCUCAACCAGUACAUCCCAGACAGGAAUGUGGAUGUUCCAGGAGAGCUGUCCUUCGGCAGGGGUGUCGAACGCCGGCGUGAGCUGGUGAGGUCACAGACUCUCCCGCGCAGCCUUGGAGCCCAGGCGCGCCGGACCAUCUUCGAGCGGCUGGAUUCAGAAAACGCCAGCCGGCCUAAACCUGUGGACCCCAAGCCCAAGCUGAAGCGCUCCCAGAGCUUCGGCGUGUCGAGUGCCAGCAGUAUCAAGCAGAUUCUUCUGGAAUGGUGUCGCUCCAAAACUAUCGGAUAUCAGAACAUCGACAUCCAGAACUUCUCGUCCAGCUGGAGUGAUGGCAUGGCUUUCUGCGCCUUGGUCCACUCAUUCUUCCCCACCGAGUUCGACUACAACGCCCUGUCCCCUGCCGAUCGCAAGCACAACUUCGAACUUGCUUUCAGCACCGCGGAGCAGAAGGCUGGCUGUGACAGGCUCAUUGAAGUGGAGGACAUGAUGGUGAUGGGCAGAAAGCCUGACCCAAUGUGCGUCUUUACCUACGUCCAGUCUCUCUACAACCACCUGCGCAAGUUUGAGUGAGACAUCGAGCCCGUGCCACCAUGCCUGUUCUAUUCAGCAACUGCUGCUGAAAGUGCAACACUGCCCUCUGCUGGACUAUACAUGAACUGUGUUCAGCAUAUGAGCACAGUCAAAAGGUGCCAAAUGAGGAGCCACUUUGGUGCGAUUUGCUUUUUAAAAAGCCUGAUGUUUUACGACUGUAUUUUUUAUCAAAAAAGGCAACUAUUUAUUUACUUUUCGUGUAAUUGUGCCAAUUGACUACAGUAAGCUGAUGAUUUUAUAGAGGGUGUAAAAAACCUGAAGGAAAUGAUUACCAACAGUUAAAUGCCAAUUGCUAAACUGCAAAUGUUUUUCAUCUUAACGGUUAUCUUUAAAAGCCUAAACUGCAGAGACAUGUACAGAAAAGGGUGCCUUAUAUUCUUAGACUUGAGAAAGAUUCAAAUUUUUUUUUUUGCUAUUUUUUCUAUUUCAUUGUUAUAAAAUGUGGUUUUAAAGUACAA